AUGAAGUUUGCUUUCACAUCAUUUGUUCUGGCCAUAAUGGCAGCCGGCACCACAGGCUUACAAAUUACAUCCCCUAUGACGGAUGAAUGCGUUGAUCUGAGCCAAGGGCUUCAAAUCACCUGGGACUCUGUCAACACCGACCCGUCGGAGAUCACCUUCAGACUCACCAACUAUAACGGGGCAAGUCCUCCUGUCAACAGGCCCUGGCCUCCUGCCAGACACAGAGAGGUCGUUGUUGAUACUUCCAAGGGGGAACAUUCUUUCCCUGGCGUGUCUCGCGAUGUGGCCAAUGGCCUCACAGACCUGAACGAUGGUAAGGGAUUUGAAAUCUGGGCCGUUUCACUCAACAACCCCGGUGCUCUGGCGCAAUCUGGACAGUUCAGAAUCUCUUCAUCUUGCUAG
Molecule: messenger RNA, 402 nt
Organism: Penicillium angulare
Lineage: Eukaryota; Fungi; Ascomycota; Eurotiomycetes; Eurotiales; Aspergillaceae
Product: GPI anchored serine-threonine rich family protein
Exons: 4
Coding region: 1-402 (133 amino acids)
Source: RefSeq, a predicted model, not a curated record